Ipomoea nil (Japanese morning glory) is the source of this 729-nucleotide messenger RNA. RefSeq lists its product as uncharacterized. The transcript has a single exon. Lineage: Eukaryota; Viridiplantae; Streptophyta; Magnoliopsida; Solanales; Convolvulaceae. The record is from RefSeq and is a predicted model, not a curated record. The coding region runs from base 1 to 729 and encodes 242 amino acids.
AUGGAAAAGAAGACUGUCAAAUGUAUUUUUGUUGGGUAUGACAAUCAAAGAAAAGGGUGGCGUUGCUGUGAUCCUACAAUAGAGAAGUGUUAUACGUCUCGUAAUGUAGUAGUUGAUGAAGCUUCAUCGUGGUGGUCCUCUGGUGAACGAGUCUUGACAAAUUCUAACUCCUCUAAAGACGUACUGGAGUCUUCCCCAGUGCAAUUGGGUCUAGGAGGGAAUGAGAGUGCAGACGAAAGUGAAGAUGGUGAAGUCGUGGCAACUCAAGAUCAAGCUAGCGAAUACCAGCAACAAAGUGAAAAUGGGGAUUCCAAUAGAGUGAGUACACCACUUCCGCUAAGAAGGUCCACAAGAGUUAGAAAGCCAAAUCCCAAGUAUGUUAAUGCUGCUGUUAUAGAAGCAGUUAAAGAGCCAGAGACUUUUGAGGAGGCGUUUCAAAAGUUGGAGUGGAUUAAUGCCAUGGAAGAAGAGGUUAUUGCGUUAGAGCAGAACCAGACAUGGGAGCUCAUUCCGAAGCCGAAAGAUGUUAAACCUAUUUCGUAUAAAUGGGUUUACAAGGUGAAGCGCAAUGCAGACGGUUCAAUUAAGAGAUUUAAGGCUCGUCUAGUAGCCCGAGGAUUUUCUCAACAGUAUGAGCUGGACUACGAUGAAGUUUUUAGUCCGGUAGCAAAGCUUGUUACUGUUCGAGUGUUACUUGCACUUGCAGCAAAUAAAGAUUGGGACCUUUAG